Diachasmimorpha longicaudata is the source of this 1648-nucleotide messenger RNA. RefSeq names its product arrestin domain-containing protein 2 (gene Vdup1). Lineage: Eukaryota; Metazoa; Arthropoda; Insecta; Hymenoptera; Braconidae. The record is from RefSeq and is a predicted model, not a curated record. Gene Ontology annotation, cellular component: cytoplasm. Gene Ontology annotation, biological process: protein transport. The transcript is spliced from 6 exons. Bases 480 to 1496 code for a protein of 338 amino acids.
GCAGAAAGUACAUUAUACCUCGCGUUUGGUCAAAAUAUACUGGCACUAGUCAUGUUCUCUCAUCAUCGGAGAUGAAUUAAAAAUCGCCAGAAUAUUUGCAUCCUGUGGAUAGAUGGGCACGCACAUCCGGGAUUGUGCUGUGGCUCCAGGGGAAUUGCAUCUGCCUUUAGAUAGUGCAGUGGGAAGCAUCUGAUAUAAGUGAAAUACAGGCGAGGACGGGUGGAACCGGAUUUGACAUUUCUAUUGAGUAAUCGAUAAUCGUCAAUCUGCAAAAAAUUUCUUAAUUCUUUUUCCUCCGUUGUUCAAUGGUUUAUCGCAUGGGAUUUGUGAAUUCUACGGGAUUUGUUUAUAUUUUCUGUGGAAAAUAAUGCUGAUGGCGAGUGCCUGUAUUUCGAGUGAUUAUUCUCAGUGAAGUAAUCGUGACGUAAGUUUCGUAACACCUGUUUUCAAGUUGGACGUACAGGAAGUUGUGGUUCAAAAUGACGAGGAAGUUGAGUAAAUUUCUGAUUCUCUUUGAUAACACUAAUUUGUUGUACUUCCCUGGACAUUUUCUGUCAGGGAGAGUGCUCAUCGAACUGGAUGACGAAGCUUAUGUAUCAGGCCUGCACUUCCAUGUCAUCGGCGAGGGUGUCGUUCGACUGAGGAGUCAACGAGCUGAACGAGUAUACGACAAGGAAAAUUACAUAGACUUUCGUAUGCGAUUGCUGGGGGAGCCUGGCGAGGGACCAUCACUCCUGUCCCCAGGCAUCCACAGCUUUCCCUUCAAACUGGGCUUACCACUUGGUUUACCAUCGACGUUUCUCGGUAAACAUGGAUGGGUGCAGUAUUACUGCAAAGCUGCACUCCGCGAACCCGGUGGGCUGACCCACAAAAAUCAACAGGUCUUCAUUGUCAUGAAUCCCAUCGAUUUGAAUCUCGAGCCACCAAUUUUAGCUCAACCAGCUAGACUGGAGGUGGAACAACGGGUGGGUGUAUCUUGUGUGUCCGGAGGCCCUGUCUUCUGCAGAGUCAGCCUUGAUCGAGGUGGAUAUGUCCCUGGGGAGACUAUUGGCAUUUCAGCGACUGUCAGCAAUCGCAGUAAGGUGACGAUGAAGUCAACGAAAGCAUCACUGACGGAGACUAUUCAGUACAUGUGCAGAGGAAAAGUCCUCGCAAGUGAAACUAGAGAAUUGGCUAGUGUAUCACGAGGAAAAAUUCGUCCUGGAGAGGGGGAGGAGUGGUUGAAUGAACAGAUGUACGUUCCUCCCCUACCUCCCACCAAUCUACGUGGAUGUCAUUUGAUUAAUGUCCUCUAUCAUGUUUAUUUCGUCAUAAGCCCUAAGAGCUUGGACAAGGAGAUUAAGCUCCAGAUACCAAUUGUCCUGGCGACGUAUCCACUUCGUCAGGAAGGGGCACCCGCAGGGGCUGCACCAUCUAAAAGGGGUGCACAUUACCCCUCGACAUUACCGAUAUUCAGACCCUGGCUGGACGACAAGGCUUUCGAAGUUCAAGAGUAGAAUUUAAAACUAUUGAGUCUGAAUUUUAUACUCUGUAAAUGAUAGACCAUUAUUUAUUCGUCGUACAUUUCCGCAAAAAUUCAAUGCGAAUGUGAAUGUAAUUGAUUAAUGUUGACAUGAGCGAGACUAAUGAAACUAUAUUUUGUACAGUA